AGCUGGCACAGCCAUUUAGCAGAGAAGAAGCAGACCAGUUAUUGCUAAGGCAUAAAAAAUAUUGAUACGAAAUUGUAUUGUAUUUUAUUAAACUAAAAGAGUCUGAAACCUGAGUGAUGGCUCACUACAAGGGUGCCGCUAGCGAGGCUGGGCGCGCUGCCCAACUGAUGAAAAAGCGCGAGAUCCAGCAGCAAGAGAUCGAGUUCCGAAAAAAGAAAAUCGAGGAGGAGCUGAAGCUGGAUAAGAUUGAGAACAAAUUUGCGACGCACUACGAUGCUGUUGAACAACAGCUCAAGUCGUCAACCAUUGGUUUGGUCACUCUAGAUGAGAUGAAAGCGAAGCAGGAGGACAUAGUGCGAGAGAGAGAAAAGAAAUUGGCGCAAAAGAAGGAUGAAAAGGAUAGAGAAAAACAGCGGGCCUUGGAAGCCAUACAAGCAGAGAAAAACAAACAGAAGCGUCAAAUACAGGCGUUAUCCUUCAAUUUAGAUGAGGAGGAAGAGGAAAAAGACGAAGACGAGGGGAGCACUGAAGAGAAGUUCGUCACGGCAAAGCCAACCAAGUGGACCGAGCAACCAGACAUGCAAGUGCCUGUCAAGAAAAAGAAAAUCUGUAAGAAUCCUGAUGUGGACACAUCCUUUCUGCCAGACCGCGAACGUGAGGAACAGGAGAAUCGUUUGCGUGAACAGUUACGACAGGAAUGGGUAAUGCAGCAAGCAGAACUCAAAGACGAAGAUAUCUCCAUUACGUUCAGCUACUGGGAUGGCUCUGGCCACAGGCGAAAUGUUUUGAUGAAGAAGGGCAAUUCCAUAUAUCAGUUCCUCCAGAAAUGCCUGGAGCUGUUGCGCAAAGAGUUUAUCGAGCUGAAGACCGUGAUGGCCGAUCAGCUGAUGUAUGUAAAGGAGGAUUUGAUAUUGCCGCAUCACUACUCAUUCUACGACUUCAUUGUGACCAAAGCACGCGGAAAAUCCGGCCCGCUCUUCCAGUUCGAUGUGCACGACGAUGUGCGUAUGAUUAGCGACGCCUCCGUCGAGAAGGAGGAGUCCCAUGCAGGCAAAGUGCUGCUGCGUUCUUGGUAUGAGCGCAACAAGCACAUCUUCCCGGCCAGCCGGUGGGAGCCAUACGACCCCACCAAGUCCUAUGACAAAUACACAAUAAAAGAUAACGAUAAGGACAAGAGCAAAAAAUAGAGGUUCGAUUUAAUGCUAUACUUAUACAAAUUGUGUUCUGUUUCUUUCAUCACUGUUCGCCAUGGAUAA
Messenger RNA from Drosophila hydei, 1256 nucleotides. Its product is annotated as protein FAM50 homolog. The coding region runs from base 117 to 1187 and encodes 356 amino acids. Gene Ontology annotation, biological process: chromatin organization. Gene Ontology annotation, cellular component: nucleus. Lineage: Eukaryota; Metazoa; Arthropoda; Insecta; Diptera; Drosophilidae. The record is from RefSeq and is a predicted model, not a curated record. The transcript has a single exon.